CGUUUCCGGGGCGUCACGUCCGGGUGCGGCGGGCGCCGAAGUCCGGCGGACGCUGGAGGCCUCGGGUCCUGACUUCCUGCGUCCGUCCUUCCAUCCAACUGCUGCUUCCCUGUUCCUAGCGGGAGGGAUAUGAAUGUCUCUGAGCCUCCGCCCCGCGACGGGGUCCUGGCAGGGCCAGGCGAGGACUUGGGGACCGGGGAGUCGGCGCCGGGUUUAAGUGACUCUUCUCCAGAUGAAGGGCUCGUUGAGGAUGGGCCAGUAGAAGACAAAGCUGUGGAGCAACUGGUGGAAGGAUUGCUUUCUCACUAUCUGCCAGAUCUGCAGAGAUCCAAGCAAGCCCUCCAGGAACUCACACAGAACCAAGUUAUAUUACUAGAUACACUGGAACAAGAGAUUUCAAAAUUUAAGGAAUGUCAUUCUAUGUUGGAUAUUAAUGCAUUGUUUACUGAAGCUAAGCAUUAUCAUGCGAAGCUGGUGAAUAUAAGAAAAGAGAUGCUGAUGCUUCAUGAAAAGACUUCAAAACUGAAAAAAAGAGCACUUAAGCUGCAGCAGAAGAGACAAAAAGAAGAGUUGGAAAGGGAGCAACAACGAGAGAAAGAAUUUGAAAGAGAAAAGCAGUUAACUGCCAAACCAGCUAAAAGGACAUGAAUAAAGGUUCAGUGUGUCAGGGCAUGUUUCUGUCCCAGAUCCUCUGGGUCCAAGAUGACCUAAAUGUAGACUGAAGUUAAUAUAUAGUGCCUUAUACAUUAAUCCUGUUGUGAAAUUCCUUUCCCAGAGUACCGUGUCUCCAUAUUUUCAUUUUAACCUUUAAAGAAACUCCUUUUUCCUCUGUAAAAGACACAGUGUCCCAUAUUUAUGUUUUUUCAGCUUAGUUGACGAUGCUGUGUGGCUCACACUUGAAUGUGGAAUGUGGUUAAAUUAGCACAGAUUGCAGUGCUGGUAUCACUGUAUUAAUUUAAAACUUCAUUAAUUUUGCCUUGAGUUGUUUAUAAAUUGGAAAGUGAUUUAAUAGCCUAUCCCCUAAAAUGGUUAAAAAUUUGUAUGAAAAUAUUGACCUCUUCAUAUGGAUUUAAAAGUCACAAUAUCUUCCUUUAUGAAAUGAUUUUCCUUUUCUGACAAUGCAUUACUGAAUUUUGCCUAUUUGUUUUUGAUUGGUUUGUUAAGACGAAAUGCUAAGUCUUAAAUCACAUAUGCUCCUGGAAAAGAGAUGGUGUAGGCCUUCCUGAAAAGCAUGGUAGGCGAGUGUCCGGAAAGUAAUAGCAUCUUAGACAUAGAAUAGGUGAGCUAGAUAGAACCCUGACCCUAUACAUUGUCUGCUACCUAAUCACAGUUGUUUAUUUAGUUCUUAUGUAGAUUAUGUGGAUUCAAAGGAAAUUAUAUCCAUUUCUAAAAUUUGGUGGAGCUGUCACACACUCAAAUAUGUGUAAAUAUUUGUGAUAAUUGGUAAUAUAUUGAGAUGCACUUGUUAAAGUUGAUAAGAUAAUGAGCUCAGUAAUCCAAGUGGAAGAUCUAAUAUAUAUAUAUACAUAUAUAUACAUAUAAUUUGAUUAUUCUCUUAUUUGCUGUGUGGUUUUAUAUGCGACUUAUUUUUUUUGUGCCUUUAAGAAAUUCCUAAUGUACUCCAACAACUCGUUUUAUGGGUAAUACAGGAAUGGUGGAAAAUUAGUAAAUACCUUCUUUGUAAAAAAGGCAGCAUGAUACCUUUUAUGUUUUUUUCUUUUUCUGUAGAAACUUAUUGUAUGCAGGAAAUAUGACAUUCCAUAGUUUAAAAUUGAGUAUAUUAUUUACUGUUUUAAGUAUUUUCUAUCCAGCUGUUCUCCAAUCUCUGUUAUAUAGAGAUUGUAUAGAACCUGUAAAACUGUAUGUUAGAAUGUAUAUAUUUUAUAAUCUGAAUUACACAUUUGGUAAGCUGGAAUUACUACCUCUAAUCACAUAUCUUAAUGAGGAAGGGGCAUUAGAUUCAAGUUGAGUGCUAAGAUCUGAUGUAUUUAAGGUAUAAAUAAUUUGUUUGAAAACCUUUCCCUUUAAUGAAUGAAGAUUUUCACAAUUCACUUGACUUCAUAAAGAAUAUAAAUUUAUUUUUAUUGGAAAGGCAAAAUGUUAGACACUAUUGCAUAGGACAGAAUCAGUUGGGGUUUGUAGGACAAAUGAUGUCACCUAAAAUAGUGAAUGUAACUCAUUUAAUCACACAAGAAUUUACAUUGUUUCAGAGAGUGGUUCCUAGACCAACUGCAAUGAAUAUUUAAAAUGCUAGUUUCUUGUGGCUGGAGAGAUAGUAUGGAGCUAAGCUAAGUCAUUUGCCUUGCAUGUGACUGACCCUGGUUAUAUCCCCAGCAUCACAUAUCUCUGCCUCCCCCCAAGAAUCCCUGUGUGCUGCCUGGCUGCAACCCCCCAUCCUCCCGACAAGAUAUUAAAAAAAGAAUAAAAUUCUGGAUUAGAGGUACCACUCUCAAAGUAUGAAACACUUAUUUCUCCUUUAAAAGAAAUUUCUUCAAUUGAUUCUUGUGUAAUGUAACAGUUAGAAACUACUAGUCAAACUGCUUAUGUCAGAGAUUCCCACAGCGGACUUUGUUUUACCAUCACCUGGGAACUUAAAAUAAUAUUUUAGGGUAUUCUUUAUUUUUGGCUGGAGCGCAGUUAUGCUCAGGGCUGACUCCUGGCUCUGCACUCAGGAAUUACUCCUGGCAGUAUUGGGGGACCAUAUGGAAUGCCUGAGAUCAAACCCACAUUAGCUGUGUGCAACACCUUGCACACAGCUUACCUGCUAUACUAUCUCGCUGGUCCCCAUUUUUGGAUAUUUUUAUUCAUUAGUUCUGGUUAGGGAGGACCAUGUAAAUUUUAAAGAGCUUCCCAGAUCAUUCUGAUGCCAGAAGUCUAGUUAUUUAUAAGGAUGGAGAAUAAUUUUAGUUAUUUAGUAAAACUUGUUGGGUUAAUCUUUGAAAUUCUAAACUGCAUUAGUUUAAAGUCAGAUUUAAGAUUGAAAAUAGAUAGCUGGCAGGAAAUAGAUAAAAGUCUUUUGGUUAACUGAACUUCAGUAUUCUCUAUUGCAAUCAUGUUUAUUGAGUGAAUUGCAAGGUACGUAUUUAGGGUUCUAUUCUUUAAAAUUUUGAAGACUUUAAUAUGGUAGUCACAUGUAUUAAAAUUUACUCUUUUUAGGUCAACCAUUAAUCAGAAGUACCAUCACUUUUGUAAUUAAAAUUUGAAACUAUAGCUGUAUUUCAGAAGCAUCAAGACAUAUCUUACUGACUAAACUUAAAUUAGUUUUGUAUUUUUGUGUAAAAUGAUGAAUUGGUACUCUGGGUUUUUUUUUUUUUUGAAGGGGGUUGAAAAAUGUUCUCUACUUUUGAAACCUAUCAUAUCUGCACUAAACUAAAGUGAUAGGAGUUUGUAUUUACUUAGCAAUAGGAACUCGUAAAUGUGCAGAUGUUGAAUGUAAUAUGGAUUGUGUCUACAGCAGGAUUUUGGGUGAAUAUGGUGUAUAACUAUGCCAAGUUUACAUUUUCCAAGAUUUUAAGUGUAUUAGAUGAGGACUACUUUCAACAGUUGAAAAAACAUAAUAAAAAAGGUUACUGAA
Sorex fumeus (smoky shrew) is the source of this 3574-nucleotide messenger RNA. It is a transcript of the gene BLOC1S6, whose product is annotated as biogenesis of lysosomal organelles complex 1 subunit 6. The coding region runs from base 130 to 648 and encodes 172 amino acids. The record is from RefSeq and is a predicted model, not a curated record. Gene Ontology annotation, cellular component: transport vesicle; BLOC-1 complex; extrinsic component of membrane. NCBI's taxonomy places the organism in Eukaryota, Metazoa, Chordata, Mammalia, Eulipotyphla, Soricidae. The transcript is spliced from 5 exons. Gene Ontology annotation, biological process: intracellular transport.